Messenger RNA from Entelurus aequoreus (snake pipefish), 989 nucleotides. Its product is annotated as keratin-associated protein 5-1-like. NCBI's taxonomy places the organism in Eukaryota, Metazoa, Chordata, Actinopteri, Syngnathiformes, Syngnathidae. The coding region runs from base 1 to 978 and encodes 325 amino acids. The transcript is spliced from 3 exons. The record is from RefSeq and is a predicted model, not a curated record.
AUGAGUGUGGGUCUGUGUGGAAGAAAAAGUGUGGAAGAGUGUGGGUCUGUGUGUAGAAAAGUGUGGAUCUGUGUGUGGAAGAGUGUGGGUCUGUGUGUGGAAAAGUGUGGGUCUGUGUGUGUAAAAGUGUGGGUCUGUGUGUGGAAGAGUGUCAAUCUGUGUGUAGAAAAGUGUGGGUCUGUGUGUGGAAAAGUGUGGGUGUGUGUGUGGAAGAGUGUGGGUCUGUGUGUGGAAGAGUGUGGGUGUGUGUGUGUGUGUGUGUGUGGAAGAGUGUGGGUCUGUGUAUGGAAAAGUGUGGGUCUGUGUGUGGAAAAGUGUGGGUGUGUGUGUGUGGAAGAGUGUGGGUCUGUGUAUGGAAAAGUGUGGGUCUGUGUGUGGAAAAGUGUGGGUCUGUGUGUGGAAGAGUGUCAAUCUGUGUGUAGAAAAGUGUGGGUCUGUGUGUGGGAAAAGUGUGGAUCUGUGUGUGGAAAAGUGUGGGUGUGUGUGGAAGAGUGUGGGUCUGUGUGUGGAAGAGUGUGGGUCUGUGUGUGGAAGAGUGUGGGUGUGUGUGUGUGUGUGUGUGUGGAAGAGUGUGGGUCUGUGUAUGGAAAAGUGUGGGUCUGUGUGUGGAAAAGUGUGGGUGUGUGUGUGUGUGUGUGUGUGUGUGUGUGUGUGUGUGUGGAAGAGUGUGGGUCUGUGUAUGGAAAAGUGUGGGUCUGUGUGUGGAAAAGUGUGGGUCUGUGUGUGGAAGAGUGUCAAUCUGUGUGUAGAAAAGUGUGGGUCUGUGUGUGGGAAAAGUGUGGAUCUGUGUGUGGAAAAGUGUGGGUGUGUGUGCGUGGGUCUGUGUGUAGAAAAGCGUGGAUCUGUGUGUGGAAAAGUGUGGGUGUGUGUGUGUGGAAGAGUGUGGGUCUGUGUGUGGAAGAGUGUGGGUCUGUGUGUGGAAAAGUGUGUGUUUGUGUGUGCCCUUUAUCAAGAAAGCUACUGACAUCGCAGACUUGAACAAAAUAAAA